Gopherus flavomarginatus (Mexican gopher tortoise) is the source of this 7372-nucleotide messenger RNA. RefSeq names its product lipase I (gene LIPI). Lineage: Eukaryota; Metazoa; Chordata; Testudines; Testudinidae. The transcript is spliced from 10 exons. Gene Ontology annotation, biological process: lipid metabolic process. Bases 746 to 2125 code for a protein of 459 amino acids. Gene Ontology annotation, molecular function: lipase activity; carboxylic ester hydrolase activity. The record is from RefSeq and is a predicted model, not a curated record.
UGAGUGACUCUCAAUAACACAGCAAACCAGUGACUGAAUCAGAAAUACAAGUCAAGAGUUCUGACUGCCAGUUUUGUCCUCUAUAAAAUAUUCCCCCCUCCCUCUGUGGGUUAAGAUUAGAGGGAGAAUCCUUAGGAAAAUCACAAGGUCAACACAAUCCCUAGGAAUGCAGUGGCUUUCUUUCUAGUCUUUACAGUGGAAUAAUUUUAUAGCCAAAUGUGUUUUUGCUGCAAGUUGCUUUUGACCACCCCAGCAUUUUCUCUUUCCACACUCUGCAGACCACCAGAUGUAUAACAGACCAUCAAAAACAACCAAAUAGUCUGCCUUCCUUGGCAUUUCAUCUGAGCAGAGAGGUCAAGCAAAAUGAUGUAUAAUUACUUCCACUCCUCCCUAAAUUCCACAUAUCUGGCAGAGCCACCAGUAACAUACCACAUCAACUACUCACAAGGUAUAGACCCAUGUUAGUCCAGUAGUUCCCAAGGAGAGAGAAAGAAGGGCAACUGACGAUUAGGAAAAAAAAAAGCACAAAAAUAUCUCUGAAAGAACUGAAUCUGCAUCACCAAUUUAAGUAAAUUAAAUAGGAGGAGUCAUGAAUUGCAAAAGCUUGAACAUUGGUUUUUAACCUUUGCAAAAUCACUUCCUUCUCUUCACCACACCUGUUUUAUCAGCGACGUUUCAUUGUCAGAUCAUAGUGUAAGCUAGCACACUAUAAGGAAAUACUAAAAUCUUCUCCAUUCAGUUGUGAAUGUUACGUGUUGCUUUUCACCAUUUCCAUAUGUUGAAGCUGUUUCUCUUCAUCUUUUUGACGUACCGGGUGAGAUCAGAUACAGAGCAAAAAUGUGAAGAGUUCACAGAUCUUAACAUACACAAUGCUUUAGCUGGGACAGCUCUAAAAGUGAAACUGCUGUUAUACACAAGGACAAACCAAAACUGUGCUGAGAGUCUCAGUGAAUAUAAUACAACAGCAUCUACAUAUCUGGAUGUGACCAAGAAAACUGUCUUUAUAGUCCAUGGCUUAAGACUAACAGGCUCUACACCAAUAUGGCUGAAUGACAUUAAAGAACUUCUGCUGUCUUUAGUGGACAUUAACCUCAUUAUAGUAGAUUGGAACAGGGGUGCUACGACUAUAAUUUAUCAUAAUGCUGUCCAAAACACCAGAAGAGUUGCAGAAAUCUUGAAGAAAUAUAUUGACCAGAUGUUGGCAUAUGGAGCCUCUCUUGACUCUAUUUAUAUGAUUGGAGUUAGCCUUGGGGCUCAUAUAGCUGGAUUUGUUGGAGAAAUGUAUAAUGGUACACUUGGCAGAAUUACGGGUCUUGACCCAGCUGGCCCUUCAUUCAGUGGGAAACCACCAAAUGAGAGAUUGGAUCAUACAGAUGCCAAGUUUGUUGACGUCAUUCAUACUGAUAUAGAUGUUCUAGGCUUCAGGGAACCUUUAGGACAUAUCGAUUUCUAUCCAAACGGAGGAGCAGAUCAGCCUGGCUGUCCACAAACACUGUUUAGUGGAGCUCAGUUUUUUAAAUGUGACCAUCAGAGAUCUGUUUUCUUGUUCCUGUCAUCCUUGAGACGGAGUUGCAACAUAACAACAUACCCUUGUGAUUCAUACUUGGAUUACAAGAAUGGAAAAUGUGCCAGCUGUGAAGCUUUUCAACCAAUGCCAUGUCCAGUACUGGGUUAUUUUGCUGAUAAGUGGAAAAACUAUUUAAUCCAAAAAGACCCUCCAGAGACAAAGGCUUAUUUUGAUACCUCAGGCCAAGAACCAUUCUGCAUGUAUUACUACUUUGUGGAUUUUAUUACUUGGAACAAAAGCAUUAGGAGAGGUUUCAUUAGAAUUAAAAUAACAGACAGUGCUGGAAACACAAUAGAAUCAAAAAUGAAUAGUGAAGCUGCUACAUUUCAGCAGUAUAGACAAGCCAGUAUCUUUGUUGGAUUUUAUGAGGAUUUUGACAAAAUAUCAAGAAUUUCCUUGACUUUUUCUACAAGGACUCUAAUAGGCCCAAAAUAUAAGCUCAGGAUUCUCCGAAUGAGGCUAAGAUCUACUACAGAUCCAGAAAGGUUGCAGAGGCUGGUAGGGGGCAAUGUGCUGGGAGAGACGCAGAGUCUUGGAUCACAGCUGGGCCGUGAUUAGGCAGGCAGCCAAGCAGCCAGCCAGUGUCACAGGAACAAGCCAUCAGAGUUGAAAACAGGGGAGUUUGAGGGGAGAGCUGUUGGAAGGGAAGGGAGGCAAGUUCCUGUUCCUUAGAAGCAAUGAGUGAGUUCUUGAGAGCUUGCUUGCUUGCUUCUUUGGUUGCUGGUUUGUUUUCUGUUUGCAGAGACUGACAGGAGGCAGUGUGCUCACAGUGGAGCCUUGAUUAGUGGGUUUAUCAAGGCAGCCAGUCAGUGAUGCAGAAGCUGCAGCACAAUAGCCAGCAAACAGCUGAAAACAGGGGAGUUUGGGUGGGUGUUUUUAAGGGGAGUUCAUGGGAGUGAGUGUGGUGGUUUUAAUUUGUGGAAGUUUUUUUCCCUUGACAGGAGCUUAGGUGUGAAGGCUAUCACAGUGAGAGAGGCAACUGUGAUAGUGACCUAAGAAAUGGAAGAGACAAAAUGACUGGGUGUGGAGCCCGUGAGAUGUACAUUAUCCUGAAGUGGGCACCUGAAAGGUGCUUUAUAUGAAGUGUCACCUGAUAGGGAUGAUGUAAAAGAGUCGAGGUUUGGAAAUGCAGGUCGAAACUAUGGUUGAGCUUUGAAGAUGAUUUGAGCACAUGAUGGAGGGAAGGCGAGAGAAGGCUGAAGGGAAACCACAAGACUUACAGAUGUAAGCUGGACUGGAGAACUGUGAGGGUAUAUUGCUGGAGGAGGAAAGUGGUAAGUAGAAGCAUGUGACUGUCAGAACCAGGCAGAGGAGAACACCUGCUAUUGAAGGUGAAAUAGAGCUGAGGAACAGGUUUGCUGAAUUGGAAAAUGAAGAAGGAGUGCAGCAGGCAGUAACAGAGGUAGGAGGGUAAGGAAGAAGAGAAGAGGGAAUAGUCAUACAGAAAGAGGGGAAGAGACAGUGGAGAUAGCCAGUUUGGAGACCCAGAAGGAUAGAGAAUGUCUCGCAUAAGAUUGCAAGUGAGAACAAAAGACAGAAAAAAACAGGAGGAGGAAGGCUGGUGCACUGCACAAUCCAAGAAAGAGGCAGGUCUAUGUGAUUGUGGACUCUCUUCCAAAAAUGGACAGGCCUGUCACCAGAGCUGAUCCAAAGAACAGAAGAGUGUGCCAGGAGUUAAGAUACAGCAUAUGGGCCUGAGGCUGGAGAGGAUCCUAUUGGGAGCAGGAAAGAAUCCACUGAUGUUCACACGUGAAGGACAAAAUGAUACUGCUAGCUUCUCACCGGAAUGCAUCAAGAGAGACUUGCCAGGUUGGAGAAGAGGCUUAAAUAAAUGAAGGUUCAGAUAAUCUUCAGUGGAGUUCUGCCUGUCCCUAGAAGAGAAGAAUGGAGGUGAGACAAGAUUCUGAUUAUCAACAGAUGACUUGGGCAGUGGUGCUAUAAGGAGGACUUUGGGAUGUUCAACCACUGGGAGGCAUUCACAAACAGAGGACUGUUCUCAUUUCACCUGAGUAGGGACAGAAAUAGACUUCUGGGAUAGAGACUGGCACAAAUGAUUAAAAAGCUUUAAACGAGGAAUUUGGGGAAGAUGGUUAGGAGAUAUUCAUGUAAUCUGCAUGCCUGAUUCUAGUAUUGAGCAGGAGGAAAAUCAAGUAAGAGGAUAGAGCAAUGGAGAAAGGAAUGACGGAUGGUAAGGGAAUGGACAUCAAGAGGAAAGAUAGUGUCAUUGGUAUUACUGGCAGUAGAAUUAUUUAACCUAAUCAGACUAGGAAGCUGGGUGAAGCCAAGCAGAAACAACUAAGAUGUCGGUACACCAAUGCAAGGUGUCUGAGUAACAAAAUGAAGGAACUAGAAAUACUGAUGCAGAUGUGAAACCAGGUAUUAUAGGAUAACAGAAACAUGAUGGAAUUGUAAUCAUGACUGGAACACAGAUAUUGAAGUGUAUGUGCAGGCCAGGAAAGAUAGAAAUAAAGGUAAAGGUGAUGGAGUAACAUUAUAUAUUAAUGAUAAAGUUGACUGUAAAGAAAUUACAAGUGAUGGAAGGGAUAAAAUGCAAUCUGUUUGAGUCAAACUCAUGUUGGGGAAGAAAUCUAAGAGAGACUUCACUGGGAUGGUGCUUGGGGUAUGCUACAGGCCCCCAGAAUAUGAUUUGGGUAUGGAUAGAAACCUCUUUAAUAUUUUUAAUGAAAUAAAUACUACUGGGAAUUAUGUGAUUAUGGAAGACUUUAAUUUCCCAGAUAUAGAUUGGAGGAUAAGUGCUACUAAUAAUGGUAGGGCCCAGGUAUGCCUGGAUACGAUAGCUGACAGAUUUCUUCACCAAAUAGUCACUGAAACAAAAAGAGGUGAUGCCAUUUUAGAUUUAGCAUUGGUAAGUAGCCAGACCUCACUGAAGAGUUGGUUGUAGAGGAGAACCUUGGUUCGAGUAUUCAUGAGCUAAUUCCAUUUAAACUAAAUAGAAGGAUAAAGAAAAGUAGGUCUGAAAUAAGAGUCCUUGAUUUCAAAAGGGCAAACUUUUUUUGAAAAAAUAAGGAAGGGAAUUAGUUAGGGAAGUGGACUGGACUGAAGAAACCAAGGAUCUGAAUGUGAAGGAUGCUUGGAAUUACUUUCAGUCAAUGUUGCAGAAACUAUCUGAAGCCUACAUCCCAAGCAAGGGGAAAAUAUUCAUAGGGAAGGGUUGAAGACCAAACCAGAUAAGCAAGCAUCUCAGACUGGUUAUUCAGAAAAAGCAGAAAGAAAUGAAGCAUCAGAUGGUAUAGCAAGGAAAGCUAUCUUUUGGAGGUCACUAAGUGUAAGGUAAAAGUGCAAACUGUCAAAAGCCAAGCAGAGUUGGACCCUGCAAAGGAAAUUAAAACUAACAGUAAAAGGUUUGUUAGCCAUAUAAAUAAAAAGAAAACAAGGAAAGAAGUGGUACUGCUAAGCACUGAGGAUGGGCGGAGAUUAAAGAUAAUCUAGGAAUGGUCCAACACCUAAACAAGUAAUUUGCCUCAGUUUUUAGUAAGGGUAAUGAGACGUUUAGGAGUAGUGGCAGAGUGGCUAAGGGAAAUGAGGGUAUGGAAGUAGAAAUUACCACAUCCAAGGUGGAAGUCAAACUCAAACAGCUCAAUGGGACCAAACUAGGGAACCCAAAUAAUUUGUAUCCUAGAAUAUUAAAGCAACUGGCACAUGAUAUUGCAAAGCCAAUUGCAAAGAUUUUUAAUGAAUCCAUUAACGUGGGGGUCAUACCUAUGAUUGGAGAAUUGCUAAUAUACUACCUACUUUUAAGAAAGAGAAAAAGUGAUCCAGGAAACUACAGGCUAGUUAGUUUGACCUCAAUUGUAUGCAUGGUCUUGGGACAGAUUUUGAAAGCAAGACUAGUUAAGGACAUAGAGGUAAAUGAGGUAAAAUACAACAUGGUUUUACAGAAGGUAGAUCAUGCCAGGCCAACCUGAGCUCUUUCUUUGAGAAGACAACUGAUUUUUUUUAAGACAAAGGAAAUGCAGUAGAUCUUAUCUACUUGGAUUUCAAUACAUUCCAUACUGGGGAAAUUAUUAGUUAAAUUGAAGAUGGGGAUUAAUAUGAGAAUUGAAAGGUGGAUAAGGAACUGGGUAAAGGGGAGACUACAGUGGGUCAUACUGAAAGGUGAACUGUCAGGCAGGAGGAAGGUUACUAAUGGUAUUCCUUAGGGACUGGCCUUGGAAUCAAUCUUAUUAUUCGUUCAUGACCUUGGCACAAAAAUUAGGAGUGUGCUAAUAAAAUUUGCAGAUAGCACAAAGUUGGAGAUAUUGCCAAUACAGAGGAAGACUGGAGUAUCACAGAAGAUCUGAAUGACAUUGAAAACUGGAGUAAUAGAAAUGGGAUGAAAUUUAAUAAUGCAAGGUCAUGCACUUGGGGACUGUCAACAAGAAUUUUUGCUACAAGUUGGAAUGUAUCAGUCGGAAGCCACAGAUGAGGAUAAAGACCUGGGUGUUUCGUCAAUCACAGGAUGACUAUGAGCUGCCAUUGCGAUGUGGCUAUGAAAAAAGCCAAUUCAACUAAGGCAGCAUCAGGUGAAGUAUUUCCAGGAGAGGUAAGGAAGUUACCAUUAUACAACGAACUGAUGAGACCUCAUCUGGAAUACUGUGUGCAGUUCUGGUCUCUCAUGUUUAAGAAAUAUUAAUUCACACUGGAACAGGUGCAGAGAAGGUCUACGAGGAUGAUCAGAGGAAUGGAAAACCUACUUUAUGGGAGGAGACUCAAGGAGCUUGGCUUUUUUAGCCUAACCAAACAAAGACGGAGAGGAGAUAUGAUUGCUCUCUAUAAAUAUAUCAGAUGGAUAAAUAGCAGGGAGAGAGAGGAAUUAUUUAAGCUAUGCACCAAUGUGAACAGAAGAACAAAUGGAUAUAAACUGGCCAUCAACAAGUUUAGGCUUGAAAUUAGAUGAAGGUUUUUAACCAUCAGAGCAGUAAAGUUCUGGAACAGCCUUCCAAGGGGAGCAGCAGGGGCAAAAAUCUAACUGGUGUCGAUAUUGAGUUUAAUACAUUUAUGGAGGGGAUGGUAUGACAAAACUGCCUAUGCUGGCAUGUUGCCAAUCUGCAGCUGCUUGUAGCAAAUAUGUCCAAUGGCCAGAGAUGGGACACUAGAUGAGAUGGGCUCUGAGUUACUGCAGUGAGUUCUUUCCUAGAUGUCUGGCUGGUGGGUCUUGCUGACAUGCUCAGGGUCUAACUGAUUGUCCUAUUUGGGCUUGGGAAGGAAUUUCCCCCCCAGGGCAGAUUGGUAGAGGCCCUGGGAAUUUUUGCAGGAUGGGGCAAGGUUCACUUGCAGGAUUAAAUCAUAGUAAAUGAUGGAUUCUCUGUAACCUGAAGUCUUUAAAUCAUGCUUUGAGGAUUUCAGUAACUCAGCCAGAGGUUAUGAGUCUACUACAGGAGUGGGUGGGUGAGGUUCUGUGGCCUGCAAUAUGCAGGUCAGACUAAAUGAUCACGACGCUCCCUUUUGGCCUUAAAGUCUGAGUCUGAGAUUUCAAAAUAAUUUUAAUACAGAUUUUAUGAUGCUUUUAUAUGCUGUAAUUACAUAAUUGCUCAUGGUAAUUCCAUAAAUACUUCGAAUUUAGAAUGACUACACAUAUUCACUUCAUGUAGUUAGACAUAAUGACAAUAAUUACAUAAAUACACCAUAAUCAGAAAGGUCUGAAAUAUUCAUACAGCAAAAGAUUAGAUUAAGAAAAGGGCACAGGUGCAGGGAGAAGAGAGACCCAUGGCGCUAUGCUAAUAGGGGACAGUUGUAGUCCAAGGAAUAUCAUAGAUGGGACAAUUCUCACCUGAACUGCCACAUGAUCCACACAGAUGAUGAAUG